GUAAGCGAGCUGUUGUUGUGCUUCGAUGUCGAGGGAAAAGUUGGAGCUCACUUGUGCAUGAACAUCCGUCAUGCUGCAUUGGAGGCUCUGAGGAUCACGUUUUGGAAUUGAACGCUCCGCUUGGAAUGGUCGCUUAUGAAACGACGCACGUAUGCGCACUGCGGAGUUUCUUACUGUUGAGGCGCUCUUUUUUUUAAUCAUUCUUAUUAUUGUAUUCAUUUUUAUUUUUUUGGAAGCUGGUAUUGCUCUGACACAGUGGGGAGCGUGCGUAAUUGUCAGGUAUGUGUUUAGCCCAGUGUUGAACUGGACCACCCUUGCAAUUGUUCCAAUCAGGUGAACAAGUACAAGAGGACAUGGCGAGUGAGAGGAAACCACGGCUUUGUGUCAUGACAAAGGGGGAGCAAGGCUAUGGCUUCCACUUGCACGGGGAGAAAGGCAAGACUGGACAGUUCAUCCGCAAAGUGGAGCCCGGCUCGUCUGCAGAAGCGGCGGGUUUACGCGCGGGGGACCGGGUGGUUGCGGUGAACGGGGACAACGUGGAGAGAGAGACGCACCACCAGGUGGUACAGCGGAUCAAGGCCUUAGACAAUGAGACCAGGUUACUGGUAGUAGACCAGGAGACGCACGAAUAUUUGCGCAACUUACACCUCACAGCCACAGAAGAGAUGGCCAUUCCCGGAGAGGAGCCGCCUCCCCCGUUUUCACCCCCAGAUCCCUCCAACCCUGCACCGACUUCACUCCCCUCCUCUCCCAACAAGAACAAGCAUGAGGAUGGGAAUAAUGGCUCUGACAUGCUGCAGUCCAUGCUGCACAGGAGUGAGAAUUGUCAGGUGCCGAAACACACCAGGAGGCUACCGUCAUUAGCUGUGAAGAAGGAGGUUUCCAUCCGUGCUGUAGCCCCCACCCACGCAAAGUCCCGAUCACGGCUCCACGGCGACCCGUCGGAGCUGGCUCCACGUCUGUGCCACUUGGUACGGUCAAAGACGGGCUACGGUUUCAACCUCCACAGUCAUCGGUCCAGGCCGGGCCAGUACAUUCGCUCGUUGGAUACGAGCUCGCCUGCAGACCAAGCUGGGCUCCGACCUCAGGACAGAAUCAUUGAGGUAAAUGGCGUGAACAUCGAGGGCAUGCGGCACUCCGAGGUGGUGGCCUUCAUUAAGAAAGGAGUCGAUGAGACCUGGUUGCUGGUUGUGGAUCCGGAUGCGGAUGAGUACUUCAAGAUGAAGGGCAUUAUCCCAACCGUCGGCCAUGUGAAAGACUACGAUGGUCCCUCCAUCUCCAACGGAUCCCACAGCCCUCUCAUGAACGGCAGCUCCACCUCACAUUCCAUCAGGUCAAUGACCUCGGACACAAGUUGCCACAGGAACGGCACACAGCAGGCAGGUGACGAACGAGGCCGAUUCUCGGACCCGUUCGCCGAGAUCGGCCUGAGCGCCACGGCGGCCGAGGAAAAGCGGAAGCUCCACGCUAAAGAGAAGAGGCGGGCGCCACAGAUGGACUGGAUGAAGAAAUACGAGCUCUUCAGCAAUUACUGAAGAGCCGCUUCUAACCCGAGAGGACAAUGACCUUGACACACGUGUUUAGCAACGACAACUGAAGAAUGGAAUUUAAGGAGCUCGACAGACAUUUGAGCAUCACUUCUCUACUUUAGCGGACUUACUUUUAUAUUUAAAGUGUACAAAGGCCUAUAUAAGCAUUGUCACGGCAACGUGAAGUUCACGUAAGGUCACUGUGACGUCACUGAUUGUAGCCUGGAAGAUCACUGUGAUAGAGAGAACGCCCUCCGCCUCAAGCGGGUUCAUAACCUCUGACAAAGACAACUGAUGACUCGGUGGUGUUUGGCAAACUUUUUUUUGUGCUGCCAUUUAACGUAUUUUUUUACAUGAAGAAAACUAGCUGAAUGUGUGCAGCAGAGGGCAAACUUGCACCACAAAUGCAAGAUGUCUUGAGCGGAUUCUUUUGUGUCCUUCUGAAUAAUUUGCCGAAGACAAGAAGUGACUAAGGUUAUGUAGUCUGGGUACAUUUAUUCCCAACUGUGGUUUAAUGUGAAAAACACAUUCAUGUGGUUGAGACCGGAUGAGUAAUGGAGAAUGUAUUUUACUUGGGGGAAUUAAUAAGGAGCUGAGGCAUGUGCUGUUGAUAAAGGUAACCCGCUAUUAAGAGACAGUAUUAGAACAGAAUUAUGUUUAUAAAGGCGGGGCCAUCAAAUGAUACACAGGCAAAAGACGUACUCCUCUCUAGGAAAAUAACUCAAUAUUCAUAUGAUGCCAACAACAAAAUGAUGGUAUCACAAUACAGCCGUAGCAUGAUAAUCAUGAUAAGCAACUGCAGUGGUUUUCAUCGGACAGCAGCAAAAGCAAAAUUUGAUUUCAAGAGAUCAUGAUACAAUACCUCGUCAUAUCGAUACCUGAUGCCAGUAUAUUGUUAUCGUAAGAGAUGAUAGGAUACAUUGCGAUAUCAAUAUUAGACGUUGUGACAAUACUGUAUCGCGUGAGAUGCGAUAAUUGCAAUGUUGAUAAUUGAUGUUGCCGUAUCGAUACUGUAUCGCAAGAGAUCGCGAUACGAUAUAUUGUGAUAUCGACAGCACCAUAUCAAGACUUUGUAUCAUAAAAGAUAAAGACGAUACACCAUCACAUUGAUAUCUGUCGGCUGCGUAUCGAUAAAGUACCGAAACAGCUGGCAGAACACCCGGUGCUAGAAAUAUUGGACGCCAGUGUGUCGAUACAGUAUCACAAGGGACCAUGAUGCAUCAACAACUGAUGUUGCUGUAUCGAUAUCAUAAGAGAUGAUGAUAUAAUAGGACAUCGCAGUAUCGCUAUUUCAUGCCACUUCAUUGAUAUUGUACCGUAACAGAUCAUGACAUAUUGCAUAAAAUUAUGUGAUACAUUGCGAUACAUAUUUUGUCCCACACCUUUUUAUGCAACAAUACUCUUUUUUUCACUCCAUUGGACAAUUUAAAAUUAACAAACGCCUAAAACUUUAGCGCUAUAACUGAUUGUAGUGGAUUACAUAAAAACUACUUGCAUGUUACUUUGGGAUAAAAAGAUGUGGAACCAGGAUCAUUUAUACUUUCUCAGUAAUACACUAACAGAAAUGACAAAAUUCGAGCAUAUGAAGGAACGAAAUGUAGCCUGCGUCUAAAUUAGGACUGUUCGGCCAUGCUGAGGGCCUGCACUUUCACUUUGUACAAUACUACACGGUGAUCUCACCACAAUAACUUACUACUGUACUGCUAGUUUAUUAGCUACAUACAUUUAGUCCAUUAAAGUUCACAUUUCUGGGAGCAAAACAUGUACACAAAUAAAACCCACUUUUCAUUGUUAAAUAUGUAUACAGUACAUAUAUGAGGAACAAUUAUAAUUUUUAAGUAUAUAGUAUCUCUAAACCAUAAUUAAAAGUACAUUUUGUUGAAAUGAAUCUGCCAGUGAAGGAAACAAAGGGGGGGGGGGGCUUGUGAAUGAAUGUCAUAAACGCUUCAAGGCAUUCUGAACUCAGAGGGUCCAACUUUAGCAACGCUUCAGAUUGAGGGAGAAAUUUGGGAGGAUUUUAUGAAGGAUUAUUCCAUGCGCACACAGGAGCAGCUGCCAUGCACAUGCUGGUGUGUGUCAUUUAAUGUGUUGAUAUGAUUGUAUUUCAAGUGGAUCCGCAGGUUGGAAAAAGAGCAUUCAUGUGGAUAAUGUACAUCUCUUGUUUUUUGUUUUGGGUUUGUUUUUUAACGUACCCAAUAGCACCCGCUACAGCUGGUUCAUUAGGAUUUGGCUCUAAACGCUUAAACAACAAGCAAACUCUGUUGCAAAACUGACACAUGCGAUUAAUGCAGUAGCGCUUUCAAUAAAGUGUGACAAUGG
Molecule: messenger RNA, 3848 nt
Organism: Phycodurus eques (leafy seadragon)
Lineage: Eukaryota; Metazoa; Chordata; Actinopteri; Syngnathiformes; Syngnathidae
Product: Na(+)/H(+) exchange regulatory cofactor NHE-RF2
Exons: 6
Coding region: 354-1535 (393 amino acids)
Biological process (GO): protein localization to plasma membrane
Cellular component (GO): apical plasma membrane
Molecular function (GO): protein-membrane adaptor activity; signaling receptor binding
Source: RefSeq, a predicted model, not a curated record